Molecule: messenger RNA, 1365 nt
Organism: Linum trigynum
Lineage: Eukaryota; Viridiplantae; Streptophyta; Magnoliopsida; Malpighiales; Linaceae
Source: the annotation of a GenBank genome assembly
ACACACUGUAUAGAUCGUUAGAUUUGAAGUAAUUUUUUUAAAUUUUUAAAAAUUACAGUAGACAUUGUAGGACUAGAUCAGACAAAUUGAUGACAUUAAGUUCAACUUUAGUCUUAAAAUCGGUUGAGAUGUAGGCAUCACGAAUAUUGUUUAGCAAUUAGACUUAUUUAGAAGGAUCACUUGCAAGUUUCUCUACUUACAGUAAUAAUUUUGUGGCUGAUUAUUAGUUGGUUUAUGUUGUGUAAUAUUUAUGUAAUUCGAAUUUUCACCUCAUUCACACUUACUCGACAAUCUCCUUAUCAUCCUAAAACACGCCAAUCAAAAACUAAAUCGUGUUAGAAGCUAACUCUGCCUCUAAAAAGCUGCUAAUCAGGAAAAAAGAAACAGUUCCCAUUUUUCAUUUAACUAUUCAUUUUUGUUUAUAUUAAUCUUUUCCCCUUCCUAUGACUAGCCGGUCGCAAAUACUCUGCCUCUAUUAUACUCUUUCCCUUUUCCCCUUAAAAAAAAAACAGAGCAGGCGAAUCUCAAACAGUAAAUCACAACGGGGGAGAAAAAAACAUGAAGAAGUGCGAGCUCUGCGAUUCUCCGGCGAGAAUGUACUGCGAAUCCGAUCAAGCGAGCCUCUGCUGGGACUGCGACGGCAAAGUCCACGGCGCCAAUUUCCUCGUCGCGAAGCACACCCGAACCCUCCUCUGCCACGAGUGCCAGAGCCCGACUCCCUGGACCGGGUCCGGAUCCCGGCUCGCUCCGACGAUAUCUCUCUGCGAAGGCUGCGCCGCCACUAAUGAUUCAACUUCCAGCAGAAACGGCGGCGAAGGCAGAGACCGAGACGGCGAUUCAGACGACGGAGGUUCAGGGGAUUCUGAUGAAGACGAGAAUGAAGAUGGUGACGAUGACGACGACGACGACGAGGAUGAUGGCGGCGGCGGGGAUGGAGAUGACGGAGAAAAUCAAGUGGUUCCGUGGUCGUCGACGGCGCCGCCGGAGAACACGACGGCGUCGGGUUUGGUGGGCUGCUCGAAAGUCCGAAGCUUUUGGGGUUCUUAGGUGAUUGGGAGGUGGGAACUAAGUUGUGAAAUCUUUGAAUGUCGAUUAGGUGCUCAAAAAUGUAGGAUGAAAAUGGUUGCAGGUAGGUAUGAAUAAAGAUUAUCAGUCGCCCUAAUUUUGGGUUUCGAUCAUGCUUCCUUCUUGUGCUCGUGUAUAAGGUUUUGGAUGGUAAAUUUAGAUGUCUAUGAUCGCUAAGUAUGUUGAGCUUAUGAAUUUUAUGUGGGUAAAUGCCACAUUACUAAAUUGUGUCAUGUUUAGUUACUAGAAAAAAUUAAUAUCAAUUUUGAUCACUCGAAUUACUAAAACAGGUUACAUUUA